UUUUAUUUUUACUUUAUAAAGGGGAGGAAGACCACAAAAAUAUUUUUACAUCCGUGUAGGAAUUCUAUUUUUAAGUAUAUUAGAUACAGACAUCUGUCAUCUCUAGUAUCAUCCUUAGGACCAGAUUUAGUUGAGAUACGAAAGGGACAUAUUAGGAAGUAGUCGCACCUAUCUAAUAUAAGUAUCAUCCACUGGGACCAAGUUUAGCUAACAUGAAGUAAAAUGACAUGGUAGGCAAUGGCAUACCUGUGGGAAAUAUAAGGUUGGCGGAUAGUUGGAAGGCGAAUAUCCGGAUCCGGUAUCCGAACCAAAAAUUUCGCAUAUCCGGCCUUUCUUCGGAUCCGGAUUCACCACCCUUAGUGGGGAAUGCCAUGCUUGGAAACAUUUGCCAUACCAGAAUUUUGUCUUAAAAAUUGUG
Molecule: messenger RNA, 418 nt
Organism: Meloidogyne enterolobii
Lineage: Eukaryota; Metazoa; Nematoda; Chromadorea; Rhabditida; Meloidogynidae
Source: the annotation of a GenBank genome assembly